This is a messenger RNA of Balaenoptera acutorostrata (minke whale), 3282 nucleotides long. It is a transcript of the gene VXN, whose product is annotated as vexin. The record is from RefSeq and is a predicted model, not a curated record. Gene Ontology annotation, biological process: neuron differentiation; neurogenesis. Bases 456 to 1067 code for a protein of 203 amino acids. The transcript has 6 exons. Lineage: Eukaryota; Metazoa; Chordata; Mammalia; Artiodactyla; Balaenopteridae.
AAGCCUCUUCAUCUCUGAAAUGAAAAGGGAAAUUGCUGGUACCAAAAUUCACGUUUCCUUUUCGGUAAAAUCCUCCAGCCACGCUUGGCGCUACGCUACCCGAGUAGGCGAUUUCACUUCAUCACCACUUCACAAAAGACUUCCAAAUUCACUGCGGCAGACACGGCAAAAUAAAAAUGUUAAAUACAUCCUGGCCGCGAGGGGACUGAAGCCUCCAGGCUCCAUCAAAGGUUCGCAAUAAUAGGAUUCAUAAAAAAAAAAAAAAAAAAAGACAGAUGGGAUUAGAAAAUGUUGCAGUGAAGACUCUGGAAUGAGAUGAGAUCACAGCACCAGCCUGUCUUUUGUGGACCGGCACAAUGAUCCCCGAGCCAGACUGGAUUAGGAAACCUCGCGACUAGGGGUUCAGAGAGAGGCCUCCGGUUCCCAGGCACUUUUGGGGAGAGAAGGCUGAAACGAUGCAUCAGAUUUACAGCUGCAGUGAUGAAAAUAUAGAAGUUUUCACCACCGUGAUUCCUUCCAAGGUGUCCAGUCCAGCCAGAAGAAGAGUCAAGAGCUCUCAACAUCUCUUAACCAAGAAUGUGGUGAUCGAGUCCGACCUCUACGCGUCCCGGCCCCUGGAGCUGCUGCAGCACCGCAGCGACCACCACGACGGCGAGGGCCGCAGGUCGGGCCGCUUCCAGAACGCGCGGCCGCAGGGCGCCCACCCCGCCAAGACCCCCGCCAGGCCUGUGGGGAUUUCUGAACCCAAAUCAGCAAAUCUGUGUGGGAAUCGAGCAUAUAGCAAAGCUUUGAUGCCUCCGGUGGCCCGGAUCUCGGUGAAAGCUCCCGCCGUCCUGGAGGCGGCAGCUCCGGGCUCGGAGAACGGAGCCGUUCUGACCAGAGGAUCCAGGCACCUCAAGAAGAUGACUGAAGAGUAUCCUACCCUCCCUCAGGGAGCAGAAGCCUCCCUACCGCUGACAGGAAGUGCCUCCUGUGGCGUCCCCAGCAUCCUCCGGAAAAUGUGGACCAGGCACAAGAAGAAGUCUGAAUACAUGGGAGCUACCAACAGCGCCUUUGAGGCUGACUAAAGGUGACCCUCCCCAGGUGCCCUGCGCUGGCCCGAGUUCACUGCACAAGGGGAGGAAACUUCCAGAUCGGAACUGAGCGACGUUCACCUCUGCUACUAGCUGGUCCACGCACAUCACCCUCCAGUACUAACUAAUCGCCCUGGCUCAGGAAACGGGAAAGGAACCUCCCUCGAAGGCAAAAGAAAACUGUUCCUUCUUAGAAUCGAUAAAGCCAUUGGUCUGAAAGUGACUUCGGGAGGUCAAGUUUAUAUCCCUAUGUUCAAGCAAAAUGGCACCAAAAUCAAACUUUCCCAACCCAUUUUAAAGACCUCCAAGGAAGGAAGCAGGCAAUUCCUCAGUCUUCCUUGUGAGUCGUUCUAAUUUCCAGUAUAAAUGUAAGAAUUUGAUGUUUCAGGCACUUGUAAGCACAAUGGUUCUCACUGUUCCUGUCACCAUAUUUAUUUCAUCUUGAUGAGGUAGGAUUUUUAGUGACAAAGCGCUAUAUAUAUUUACUUAGUAGUUCUAAUAUUCAUUUGAGAGUAUCGUCAAGAUCAGUUCUGAUGAUCAUUUGGCAUGAUUGCAUGAAUUCUCUAUUCUUUUACAUGUGAUUUUUCUAUAGGAAAACAUGAUUUAAAUUUUUGAAUGCUAAUAUUUUCUGAAAUGACACAGUCUAGUGGAAUUAAUAAUACCUUGCUUGGGUAUAAUUAUUUUAACUUUUGAAAAUGCUCCCCCAUCCAUUACCUCUUAUAUUCACAAAAUUCCUGUUAAAGCACAAUUAUUCCCAAUCUACAGAUGGGGAAGCUAAGGGCCUUAAGAGGUUAUGUGACUAGAUACCAGAUCGUGGAACUAGACACCAGGUCCUCAGCUUCUGUACCAGACUCCUUGCUUUGCCUACUCUAGUAACUGAUUUGAGGAUGGUUUUGAGGGGUAGGAAUAUGUCUCUGGGGGCAAUAUUUGAAGGAAACGAUUUGACAAAGUUAGAGAAAGUACAUGAUAUAAAUGAUAUAAACCAUUCAUAUGGUUUCAUAAUAUAUCAUAUUAUGCUUUCCUUCUUUUAAUGGAAAUGUCAUCAUCAAUUCUAUCAUCAACAUCAGUAGCCUCAAAAUGAUAACAUGAUAAUGAUAGUUACCAUUUAUUAAAUGCUUACUAUGUGCCAGGUGUGAUAGUGAGCACUUUACAUACCUUAUCCCGAUCUUUCUGCCAACUCUGAGUUAGGUGGCCUUCCCCAUUUAAUAGACAUGGCUUUAAAGUAGUUAAAUGAUUAGUCUGAAGGCACCUAACCCAUAUGGGUGUCAGGCUCCAAUGCCUGUGUUAUAUCUACUCCUUCACACAAGAAUAUUCAGAACAUAGAGAAGAACCAAGGCUAGUAAAUAAUUUUCAUAUCAAAUGCUAAACAUAAUUGAUUGGCACAGGCUGCCUAGAGUGCUGUGUGGAGCUAGAAUCUGAGAUAAAGGAGUGCAGUGAUCAAUUGGUAAUGCCUGCCUGUGGAGCAGAUUAGUGGGAUGUGCUUCGUAUAUUUGUCAUCUGUGGCCUCAACUCUGCCCCCAGAAGGCUUGUUUUCUAAUUCAGAAGCUUAAAUUAAUCCAACCCACUUAACAAAACCAGCGACUCCAUGGUGAAUUUCAGUCUAAGACCAGGUUGGAAAUUGCCAUUUUUUGGUUACAAGGAAGACCUGGGCCACAUCACUGGUCUCAGACACAACUGUUAUUCACAUGCUGCUGCUCCGUGACCACAUGUUGCUUUUUGAUCUCUAAAUUACCUGCUUCCACAUCUCCAGGUGAAAUGUAAGAAGGCAUGGGGGAUAAGAGGCCUGGGCUUCUGGGCUUUCACCUUGCUGACCUCUGCUCUUCAACCAUUGUUUUAGACUCCGAACACCCAGUCUUCCCAUCAGAACAUGACUUGGAGAUUUGGGCAUCAAGUGCUCUUUCAAUGAAGUUCCCAAUGGACUGUGUAAUAGUCUUACAGUGUAUGGGUGAAGGGACCCAGAACAAAGGUAGGGAGAAAACAGGUAGUUUACACUGGACCUAUCGGAGUAUCCUAUGACUAUUUAUUUUAACUUAUUUACUUUAUAACUGAUGUCCUCUAUUUGUAUGUGGCAGCUGGAGAUCUACGUAGGCUGGAACUUACUUAUUUUUCAUUUAAAAAUUUCAUGAUGAAGUGUUUGCCUUGUAUAGAACAUUUUCAUUGGCCAGUUCAAAUAAAAAUAAAGUCUGCUUUGUUUGUGACAUUAAUAAAU